AUGAAAGCUGAUAAUAUUUUAACUUUAAAGAAUAGAAAAGAUUUUUAUUUGAGACGCAAUUAAGCAAUUUUGACAAAAUUAGAUAAAGAAAAGAAAGCUUUAGAUGUUAAAUAGACAUAAAGAGUUAAUAGGAUGUUGUAAAUCAGUUUUAUGGAUAUCGAAAAUUUUAGUAAUGUUAGUUAAUCCUAUGAAUUUAAAAGACAUAAAAAUGCAAAAAGUUUAAAUUCUAAUAGAGAUUAUUCUAUAUCUAGAAGUAAAAACUUCAAUUAGAUUUUUCAGAAUAAAAUUGAUUUAACUCCUAAAAUAGACAGUUGUAAUUACUGGUAUGAUUUCUAAUACAUUUGAGGGCAAAAAUUGUUUAUAAGUAGAGUAAACAUGACGCUGACAA
Messenger RNA from Paramecium sonneborni, 388 nucleotides. The record is from the annotation of a GenBank genome assembly. NCBI's taxonomy places the organism in Eukaryota, Ciliophora, Oligohymenophorea, Peniculida, Parameciidae.